AUGUGGGGUCGAGAAGUGCAUUCUCACCGAGUGCUAAUAACCAUUAGGACGAAGUUCAUGGCCCGUGACGUACACAUUAAUAGUUACCUUAUUGUGGCUACUUGUGGGGGCAAGGCUAAAAGGGAAGUCUCCUUGGAAGAGUUAAGGGACCACAUUCACCAGUACUAUAUUCCUCUUGGACGACAGUUCAUGGUGCUGUUCCCUGAAGGAGGCUUUCUGCAUAAGAGAAGAGAGAUAAGUCAGAGGUUUGCUGAGAAAAACAACCUUCCAAAGCUGGAGUACGUAUCAUUGCCUCGCGCUGGAGCUAUGAAGGUAAUCAUGGAAGAAGUCGGACCACACAGAGACCAAGCUGGCACAUCCAAAAGCGACGAUAGAAAAGACAACAACUUCAACCAGAAUAACGUGAAGAUCCUGGACACGAAGUCGGGGGAUAAUAUCGAAUGGAUCCUGGAUGUGACAAUCGCUUACCCGGAACGAGUGCCUCUACAUUUGGCGGAUGUGGUGUGCGGAUUUCGACCAGCCUGCACUACCCAUAUACACUACAGAUUGUAUCCUAGCGCUGAGGUGCCCUCAGACCCCGAAGCUAUGACCACCUGGCUGUACGAUCGUUUCAUCGAAAAGGACAAAAUGCUAGAGGAGUUCUACCGCACUGGGCAGUUUCCGCCGAAAGGAAACACGCCCCUAGUGACGAGACCAGUGAGACAGGACAACGUACGAUAUUUCAUUUUGCAUUUAUUCUUCAUAGCGUCUACCUUUAUUCAAUAUAAGUUGUGGUGUGCUAUGUGGAGUUGUAUUUGGUAA
Messenger RNA from Leptosia nina, 801 nucleotides. Lineage: Eukaryota; Metazoa; Arthropoda; Insecta; Lepidoptera; Pieridae. The record is from the annotation of a GenBank genome assembly.